AUGUUCCAGUGAAAUAGUGUCAAUUAUAAGCACCAAACUCUGUCGAGAAAGAAUCUCAAGAUUAAGGAAUUUUUUGGGUGCAUAAGUAAGCUCACAUAAGCUCAGCUCAGCACGCGUUGAAGUGAUCAAUAGCCGCAUUGUGCGCCAAAUUUCUUGCGCUUGAUAUCAGUCGCGAAGUUGUUCUGCCAGUUCAAUGUUUCUAAAAUGUCCCCUUUCCUUCCUUAUGCUAAUCGCCUCUGUUGGCAUCAUUCCCACAAAUUCAACACUUACGCAACUUCAUAUUGUGUUUAGACAUGGCGAACGGGCCCCCACAGAAACCUACAAGAAUGACCCACAUAUCAACGUCACGUGGUCAGGAGGUUGGGGUCAAUUAACAAACCGCGGCAAAUUGGAAAUGUAUUUACUUGGGCUGAAAAUGAGGCAACUCUACCAUGACUUUAUCCCCAAAUAUUAUUUUCCGGAUGAAGUAAAAGUCAUGAGCAGUUAUGCCGACCGAUGCCUUAUGAGUGCCCAGGCUUUACUGGCCGGCCUGUUUCCACCCAGAGAUGAUCAAGUCUGGAAUAAAGACCUCUUAUGGCAGCCCAUUCCUGUACAUUACGUUCCCCGAAGUCAGGAUAAUUUGAUUGCGAUGAAAGCUAAAUGCAAAAAAUACGACGAGGAGUUCGCUGAUGUUUUUCACUCCGAAGCGAUCAAGAAAAUCGAUGAAGAAAAUAAGGAAUUGUACGACUAUUUAACAAAAAACACGGGACAGAAAAUGGAUUCUGUUGGGAAAGUUGAAUUGUUGUACAACACUCUGGAGAUUGAACGUUUGCACAAUUUGACUCCUCCAUCUUGGACGCAAAACGUGUCCUGGGAGCAAAUGCGGAAACUCGCAGCCAGAAGUUUAGAAACAUUUACUGAGACAAACUUUAUGAAGAGAAUGAAAGGGGGAGUGUUUUUGAGCAAAGUGAUAACAGACAUGGAAACAGAUAAAAAGAGCCCUUUGCUUUUCUUGUAUGCAGCACAUGAUCUUACCCUUGUAAAUAUCUUAAAAACUUUGGGUUACAAGACGAUGCUAAAACCCGGAUUUGGUGCUUCCUUGGUUUUUGAAUUGCGCAACAAUUCACAAAUUACCUUGUUAUAUCGGGAUGAUAUUAAAAGUGAUCCAGAGAGGAUUGCAGUUGAAAGUUGCAACACUCCGUGUUUAUUGAGUGGAUUCAAAACCGCCCUAAAGGAGUUUCUUCCGUCAAACUGGAAGUUGGAAUGCAAUCAGUGAAUUCAUGUUUGUAUUUUUCCGUGGUUGUAAUCUUUUAUAAAAAUAAAUACACGGUUUUUAUUCUGUU
Tribolium castaneum (red flour beetle) is the source of this 1322-nucleotide messenger RNA. RefSeq names its product testicular acid phosphatase homolog. The record is from RefSeq and is a predicted model, not a curated record. Gene Ontology annotation, biological process: dephosphorylation. NCBI's taxonomy places the organism in Eukaryota, Metazoa, Arthropoda, Insecta, Coleoptera, Tenebrionidae. Bases 194 to 1255 code for a protein of 353 amino acids. Gene Ontology annotation, molecular function: phosphatase activity. The transcript is spliced from 6 exons.